Schistosoma intercalatum is the source of this 1957-nucleotide messenger RNA. The record is from the annotation of a GenBank genome assembly. Lineage: Eukaryota; Metazoa; Platyhelminthes; Trematoda; Strigeidida; Schistosomatidae.
UGCUUAGGCGCUGUCGUUGUAUCUCGCGGAAGCUUUCCAGGUUCUCUUCAUCUUACAUAUUGGGACUUGUAGUGGCACACUUCAAACUGUUCUCAUUUUUGUAUAUUUUGAUAUAAUGGAGUUCUAAAUAUGUGUCCUAUGUACUCAAGCCAAUCUGCAAUUAUCUUCGAGAGAAAAACCCUUUCCACCGAUGGAAAAGUCACUAGUGCGCUUUCCUAUGAACGCUCAGCGCCCCAGCAACUCCGAAAGAAGAGAUGGCAGAAUGUACACCAACCUGCCGGUAUCUUUAUCGAGCCGGAAGUCCUACACAAGCAGCUCCCAGGCCAGAAACCGACAGUCAAAACAAAGUUCCAAACGGCAUGUCGAUUUAGUGACUAGCUACAAGACAAAGCCCAAUUGUGCACACAUUAGAUGUCUAGAAGGUGAAAAGUCACUUGAAGCCCAUUUAGAUGGCUAUGUGCAAGUCUCAAGCCAAUUUGUCCUAAUUCCUGAUUCUGCAUACUUGAAAACCAAUUAUGACGGGACCCCUCCACAAUGGGAGCAGGUCUCGUUUGUAAAAGUCCUGAGCAAAGGUGAUCUAGUGUGUCCCAUAUGUCUCUAUUCGCCUAUCACGCCGCGAAUGGGCAAAUGUGGACACGUUUACUGUUGGCCCUGUGCAUUACAAUAUUUAAAAUACGAAAAUGAAUCGGAUAGCAAAAAGUGCUCUGUCUGUCCCUCCUUGUUAUCAUUCAAUGGGCUCAGGAGGGUAUCCCUAACCCAUAUUACUCCAACGAAGGUCGGCGAUAGCAUAUGCUUGACGCUAGUCAAGCGUUCAGGACUUUGUAUAACUCCUCUUUCAUCUCUCCAAACAUGUGAAGCUACUGCUGAAUACCUUUUCGGAUGUGUUUGCGUCACCGAUCAAAUAACACUGAAAAAUAUUCACGAGUCAGAGAUCGAUCAACUUCGUACGUAUAGAGCUAUUUGUGAGGUAGAUGGAAACAACACAGAGCUGAUUCCAUUCAUUGACUUUGCCUUCGAAGAGCUGAAUCGCGAAGAUAUGCUUCUAAAAUCUUGCAGUACCAGUUCAUCUAAGCCUUGCAAAUCUUGCAGUCAAGAUAUUAAUGGUGUUUCUACAAAUGAAACAUAUUUCUACCAAGCUAUGGAUAGUCAACCCAUUUUCUUAGAUAGCCUAGGGUGGCGAUGUCUACUAACGGAGUACAAAGAAACACAAAAUCUUCCAAAGGAGAUUGUCGCAACCGUUGUAUCAACUAAAAAUUAUCGGAUGAACUCCUCUUUACGAAAACCUCUGAGGUACCUGAGCCAUUUACCUGAUGGAUACGCCUUCAGUAUAGUGGAAAUCAAGCUAGAACCACCGUUGGUAUCUGAAUUGACACUAUCUCACUUUGCCACAUCGUUGAAUAACCGCGCAUUGGAGCGAGAUCGAAGUCGUCUCGAAGAUCUGAAACUUACUGAAUUAAAAGAGGCAGCUGAAAACCAAUUUACGUCACUGCCUCCAGGUUUUGUUCUCAGCGGUCAUGCAACUUUAUCAGCUAAGCAAGAAGUACAACUUGACCCCUCAAAUUUUGUCCCACUCUCAACUACGACGCAAAAUAUAAAAUGGAAAAAAACUUUACCAAUCAGUUUUGCUGAAAUUUCUCGCUCUGGUGCACUCAAUGUUGUUGGUCCAGAUCGUGUUGCCCAUUUCUCGCGAAGUCCUCCGAACACAACAAAUCCUAAACGCUUCGAUAUCAAUUCCGAAUCUUGGCCUACCUUAGGUGAAACUUCGAAAAGCUGAAGAAAUAUAUUAAACAAUAAAAUCGAUCAGUCUCUAGUUUAGUCGGACAGAAAGCUUGAGUGCCUGGCAAACUAUUUUAUAUUUUCCAAAUACAUUUUUUUAUGGCUCGACAAGCCAAACUUGACAAACUUCAAAUGAAGUGUCUGUUACUCUUACUUAACAAGUAAACGGAUAUGCUUACAA